UAAAAAUGCCUAAAAGCAUCUCUCACAAAACCUCUCUCAAGCAUCGAGAGGUAGGAAUGCAGUCGAUUAUACCCCCAAAACUUUACGACUCUCCUCAUAUUCUUAAGCAGAAGAAUUUGGAGACAGUUGAGUUCAACAAAUAUUUCUAUGCCUCUCAUACACUGACUUUUCUUGGACUCGGAAUUUUAGCUCUGAACGUUUUGAUUUAUUACACGAGAGGAUGGGCGGUUGAAGACCUCCAAGCUCUGGGGUUUAAAGCAGCCAUAUUCUUCUUCCUCAUGUUCAGCUGAUUCUAUAUGCCAGAUACUAUCAUGACAAGGCCUCAUCCGUUCAUUUGGAGAGGUGUCCUUGGAGCAAACCUGAUUUACUUGGGCUUUUUGACUUAUUUAUCUUUAUUACCACUUGAUGCUGCAAGGAAGACUUUUAAAAUGUUUGAUGAAAAACUUGGAGAAGAACUUCCAGAAAGAAGCUAUGCUGAAGAUUGUAGGAUUUAUACUCCAGAAGACCCUGUAUCAGCAUUUAGGAAUCUUUCUGAAGCCUUCUUUGAUAUUCAUACUUUGGCCCAUCUGCUAGGGUGGGUAGCUAAAGUACUGAUAAUUAGAGAUACCAAGAUUUGUUGGAUUUGAAGCAUUGGUUUUGAGGUUGCUGAGUUAACACUCAACCACUGGCUUCCAAAUUUCAAAGAAUGAUGGUGGGAUCAUCUCAUCCUUGACCUAUUUGGAUGUAAUCUGUUAGGAAUCUAUAUUGGUUCAAAGAUUCUCAAGUAUUACUCAAUAAAAAAGACGAAUUGGAUCUACGUCAAGGAUCAGAGAACGGAGCAAGCGAAAUAUAUCAACCAAUGAUCUUCAAUCAAAAGAGCAGUACUCAAACUUCAGCCAAGCUUCUUGAUCCAACAUGACUGGAAGGUGUUCAAGAGCUUAAAGAGAUAUUAUGCAGUCAUUGGCUACUGAAUCAUGGGAUUGAUGAUUGACUGAAAUAACUUCUUUAUGAAAACUGUGCUACUAGUCCCUCCAAAUCACUUCCUCUUAAAACUCAGGCUAGCUCUCUGGUUCCCUCUGUUGGUAGCAGGGUCUGAAGAGCUAUUCGAAUACUUUACCAACAAGUACUCAAAAAGAGUGAGACCACACAUGUGGCUCACAAUUUGUCUAGUCUGCAUGGAAACAGGAAUCAGCGUCAGAGGAUUUGAUGUCUAUGGAGGAAAGCCAUUCCCCCUUCACAUCAAAAUCUUUUGGGCCAUAAUGCUCGGACUCUUUAUCUUAUCGUCAAUCUGGAUUUACUUCAACCAAAAGGAAGAAAAAGAAGAGGAAUGGAAUCCUUAUGACCCACCAAUGGAUAUCAAGGAAGUUGAAUAAGCGAUGAUGUAAUUCCUUCAAAACCAGAAGGAGUAAUUCCCACCAAUAAGAAUUUAAGAUAUAAUAUUUUGGCA
Molecule: messenger RNA, 1426 nt
Organism: Moneuplotes crassus
Lineage: Eukaryota; Ciliophora; Spirotrichea; Euplotida; Euplotidae
Source: the annotation of a GenBank genome assembly